This is a messenger RNA of Oryzias melastigma (Indian medaka), 4866 nucleotides long. It is a transcript of the gene pax2b, whose product is annotated as paired box 2b. NCBI's taxonomy places the organism in Eukaryota, Metazoa, Chordata, Actinopteri, Beloniformes, Adrianichthyidae. Gene Ontology annotation, biological process: regulation of transcription by RNA polymerase II; anatomical structure development. The transcript is spliced from 10 exons. The record is from RefSeq and is a predicted model, not a curated record. The coding region runs from base 2030 to 3217 and encodes 395 amino acids. Gene Ontology annotation, molecular function: RNA polymerase II cis-regulatory region sequence-specific DNA binding; DNA-binding transcription factor activity, RNA polymerase II-specific.
UGGAACAUUUUUGGAUGAAUUACGCACCAGUUUUCCAACGUUUAACUUUUUCACGAAUUAUCUUCCUGUAUAUUUAUUUGUGGAAAUACAUAUUAAAUUUCAAAUAAAGGGGGUUCAAAGUGUGGGGAGUGCAGGGCAAUGAAGGAGGGGAAGAGGAAAAGGAAGGGGGUGACUGAGGGAGUGAGUGACGGUGGAGAUGUUGUUGGUGGGGGUCUUAUAGAUGGGGGGAGAGGGGAAAAAAGAAUGUAGCUUUAAGGGAAAUGUGCAGCCGGGUGUGAAAUUACAGCCUAUAGUGCUACAUAUUGUACCAGAAGCUCUCUCCAAAAACAGUAACAAAAAGAGAAAUCAUCCUCUAACCUGACCAGGAGGCUGCGCCCGUCUGCCCCAAAGAGAUGCCCCCCACACCCCCCAACAGUCCCAUCAUGCCCCAACAGGACCCACCCCACAAUCCAAAAUAUAGCAAAAAUACAUAUGCAAAUAUAUUUUUAAAAACUGUUUUAUAAUUAAAUAAGAUGUUUUUUUAUAUAUAUAUUAUGACAAAGAAUUACAAUUGUACAUAAUAAAUGAUUUAUUUUAAAUAAAUGUUCUCUAAAAAUGUAAAGUUAUGAAACAAUUGCAUGUGGUUUUAUAUUAUUCUAUCUUAAAUACGUAAUAAACAAUUUGGAGUAAACACGAUUUUGAACAAUUCGCCAUCAACACAUAUUUUUACGCAAGACGUUGUUUCCUUUUCCUUCUUGUUUGGACUUUUUUCUUUUUUUUUUUUGCUCCAAGUUUUCAGGCCCACCUAAACUUUUACUUUUUUCUUUCUUCUUACUUGGAGCUCCACAGCCGCUUCCUUCACGUUGAGAAACGAUGCAGCGCCAUCUACAGAGGCCGAAGGGAAUGAUGCGCAACGGCACCUGAGCCACUCAUCAUCAGCCGCUGUGUACGCAUCCACUUUGUACCUGCUAUCAUCACACUAUCAGCUGCGCGCAACAAAAGGUCAGUACACCUGCGUUUAACCUACAUGCAAGUCUGAACAGUCCCUAUCUUACAAUAGAGGGGAAAUUAUUUUGGGCCUCCAUGAUACAAUCUGAGAAAAUGGAUUGAGGUUCAUUAAAAAAAAUGAUCAAGAAUUUAGAAAAUGUUGCUUUUCUGAAUAAAAAAUAAGUUCUUAAUUUGAGACGUUUCCUCAAAAAUAAAAAAACAAACAAAUAAAAUGUUAAAAAGGAAAAAUAUUUAAAAAAGAAAAUCUGUUUUACAUUUUAAGAUCUUUUAAUUUCCUUCCAUUCUCAUUUAACCCAGAAACCUCCUAAUUUGAACCCUCUUGUUUUACAAUCAACUCAAUGUGGGUUUUAUUUUUUUAGAUUUUAACUUAUAUAUUUAUUUCCUCUGUCGGCGAAUCACAAAGUGUUGGCAUCUAUUGCCUUUGUCUGACAAGUCAUCCAUAUAGGAAAAAAAGGGGGGGUCUGAGAAGAAGGGGAGGAGAGGGGGGAGGAGGGGAGGGUUGCAGCUUUUAGAACCACAGACACAGACACAGGCUUCAUUCCUGGCUCCACAGAUUCAGCCUGACGCAUCCAAGGCGCGCGUAAAGAGAAAAACCCCCGGCGCGUGUGUGAGACUCGUUUCCUCCAUCAGAGAGAGACCGCCGAGAUUGAGGAGAUACUUGGGCCCCCCCGCGCUGGAAAACCUCUUUAUGUUUUUUGUGUGUUUUUUUGUUUUUUGUCCUCGCUGGCAUGCUGUGAGAUUUACCUCCGCUUAGCCUCUCCCGGCUUUGCAAGCGCACCGACAAACUGAGCAAUCCUUCGGUCAUGAUGUGCACCUGCCAGACCUCCGCUGCGGGACCGGACUGCUGAAGAAAAUCAAGGGAGGGGGGCAACUUUGGAGAAGAAGUUGCCAUACAGAUCGUUCGUUGGCGCAGGGGUGGAGGGGCGAAUUGAGUCCCUCCAUCGUGUAGAAUCACCCUUUAUUUUUUCUUCACGCUUUCAUCCCUUGACAGAAAGGCGAAACGGCGACUUCAGUUGAUUAUCUGUCUUUCCUUUGCUAUCCAAUGGAUAUUCACUGCAAAGCAGACCCCUUUACGGCGAUGCACCGGCACGGAGGUGUGAACCAGCUCGGCGGGGUUUUUGUAAACGGCAGACCCCUCCCGGACGUGGUCAGGCAGCGGAUUGUGGAGCUGGCCCACCAGGGCGUCCGGCCCUGCGACAUCUCCAGACAGCUGCGGGUCAGCCACGGUUGUGUCAGCAAGAUCCUGGGCAGGUGGGUGAAGAUUCCCCGGCCAAGAUACUAUGAAACGGGAAGCAUCAAACCUGGAGUGAUCGGUGGGUCUAAACCUAAAGUGGCCACCCCUAAAGUGGUGGAAAAAAUCGCAGACUACAAGAGACAAAACCCAACCAUGUUUGCGUGGGAGAUCAGGGACAGGCUGCUGGCUGAGGGCAUCUGCGACAACGACACCGUCCCAAGCGUCUCAUCCAUUAACAGGAUCAUCCGAACUAAAGUCCAACAACCUUUCCAUCCAUCUCCUGAUGGGACAUCGCUGUCGACGCCAGGACACACGAUUGUUCCGAGCACAGCUUCUCCACCUGUAACCAGCGCCUCCAACGACCCAGCGGGAUCUUACUCCAUCAACGGAAUUCUGGGAAUUCCACGAUCCAAUGGAGAAAAGAGAAAAAGAGAUGAUGAUGGUUCAGAUGGUUCUGGCCCAAACAGUGAUUCUCAGGGUAGUGUGGAGAGUUUACGGAAGCACCUGAGGGCAGAUGCCUUCACCCAGCAGCAGCUGGAAGCUCUGGACCGGGUCUUUGAACGCCCCUCGUACCCUGACGUCUUCCCUACAGCGGAGCAUAUCAAACCCGAGCAGGCUAACGAGUACUCGCUCCCUGCCCUGAAUUCCAGCCUGGACGAAGUCAAGCCCAGUUUAUCCUCCACCGCCAACCCAGACCUGGGCCCCAGCGUGUCGCAAAGCUACCCUGUAGGUCGAGACAUGGCCAACACAACCUUACCUGGGUACCCCCCUCACGUUCCGCCCACAGGACAGGGCAGCUACCCGACCUCCACACUUGCUGGAAUGGUUCCUGGGAGUGAGUUUUCAGGGAACCCCUAUAGUCAUCCGCAGUACACAACCUACAAUGAAGCCUGGCGAUUCAGCAACCCAGCAUUACUAAGUUCCCCUUAUUAUUAUAGUGCCGCAUCGAGAGGCUCGGCCCCUCCCACUGCUGCCACUGCCUAUGACCGUCACUAGUUACCAUCGAAACCAAAUCAACCUGCAAGACCAUGGCCUCAGCCUCCAUAUCCCCCCAGUGUGACCACAAAGACCCAUUCAACACUACUGUGAAAAAAAAAAAAAAAAAGAUAAAUAAAGUUCCAUGCUCAAAUGAGAAGAAACUUCUACCAAAAGAAGAUAAGUGCUGUAAUACAUCCUGGGAACAUCAUCGGACAAAGCACUUCCAGAAGAGACUUGUUAUUGAGAAACUGCAGCUAAAAGGAAGGAGUGGAAGAGAAAAGAGUUUAUUUCCAUCUUCUGCAGCCUCUUUCACACCACCGUGGAUCAGUACUUUACAUUCCUUCUCCUGAUGCCUCUCAGCGGGGUCGUUGUUCUGAGCUUCAGACGUAGCAGCAGUCACAUUUCCGUUUGUGCAUUUGUCUCAACACUAUUCAUGCUGCGACAUCAGGGGGCUUCGUCAGAUGACCGUUUUUGAACACUCCCCAACCGAACAUCCAGCAUGAGAAACCUGGUUGUUUAUGACGCCAUGAGAAGAUUAGGACAUGUUCUCUGUGAAACACAAUCAAGAUGUAAAAAAUGAAAAUGAAAUAAAACUCAAAAAAACUGAAAAAAAGAAGUUUCAAGAUAGAGGGAGCCAUGGCAGUAUAGCCCCAUGGCCCCACUAUUUGCAAGGUUUCAAUGGACUAGUAAAUAUAUUCUUAAAAGAUUUUUUUAUUUCAUUUUUAUAAUUCGUAACGACUAAACUGCAGACUGCUUGGCUAGUGUUUUACUAUUUCUUAUUUGUGAAAAAUCCAGACUUCAUCAGGCAAAACCUUUGUACCUUUUUUUUUGUUAAUUUUGCACUAUUUUGGAGGUUUGCAACACUGGAGCAUUAUUAUGCAGGAAAAGUAUGUGUAUAAUUGUUUUUUUUUUUCAUAAAACUGUAAGUAUAAUAAGUCAAUCGGCAAAGGCACUUACAGUUUUUAGUUGUGAAUCAAGGCCCAUUGUGUCACUGACUUGACGUGCACUAUGCUACUGUUUGUUCUCACAACUUCAAUUUUUAUUUAAGUUGAUUAAGUCUUUGGCAUUCAACCACACACACACACACAUAUACAUAUAUAAACCCCCCAAAUCAAGCCACUACCAUCAUUUGUCUGAUGUUUAACGGUCUGAUGGUCUUCGGUAAAAUCCAAAAGCAGGGCGAUAAUUAAAAUGCCUUAAAUGUGUUUCGUUCCAACUUUAGCUCCACACGAUCAAUCAAGCUGGAAUCAUUUCUCUUCAUUUGUCAACUGAAUGUAUUGAAUUUGCCAAAGACUUAGUUCUUGUUAAUGUUUAUUUACAGGACACCAAUAUGCAUCAUGAGAGCAGUAUUAUUAUAUUAUUAUUAUUAUUAUUAUUACUAUGAAACGCCCACAUUGUUCAAGUGGAAAUGUAUAAAAUUCUAUGCAGUGCAGAGAUGGUCAUUAUAUGCAUAUUCAGCUGCAAACCUAAAGGUAGGUGGAGUUUAUUUAAUGUUUUUUUUUUUUUUUUUCAAAUGUUGAUUUUUGUAGAAGCAUUUUUGUGUGUGAUGUGAAGACACUUCGCUGUAAAUACAGUAAGGCAAAAACAUCUUUCAUGUUCAUGGGUAUUAUCACUUUCAUUAUCCUGGUAUAACUUGUACAAUAAUAAAAAAAGUGUCUGAAAUCUUU